AUGAAGAAGAUGAUGAAUGACAACGCCUUGGUUCGAAGGCUGUCUGCAUGUGAGACGAUGGGAUCAGCCACAACCAUCUGCACUGACAAAACAGGCACUCUUACCAUGAAUGAGAUGAAGGUUACAGAAUUUUGGCUUGGUCCAGAAGCAAUGACAGAAGAGAAUCAGUCAGAGAUAGCACCACCCGUUCUGCAAUUACUCCAUCAGGCUGUAGGCUUAAACACAACUGGCAGUGUUUGUAUACCGAAUUCUUCACCCGUCCCUGAGAUUUCUGGUAGCCCAACUGAGAAAGCAAUACUUUCUUGGGCUGUGUUUGAUUUAGGAAUGAAUGCUGAUGAAGUGAAACAAGGCUGUCAGAUAAUCCAUGUUGAAACUUUCAAUUCGGAGAAAAAGAGAAGCGGUGUUUUGAUAAGGAGGAAUAGUGAAAAGGCAACUGAAACCCACUGGAAAGGAGCUGCUGAGAUGAUACUGGCCUUGUGCUCAAAUUAUUAUGACAAGACUGGAAAAGUAAGAGCCAUCAGUGAUGAAGAAAGAUUGCAUGUUGAAUCAAUUAUUCAGAACAUGGCAGCCAAAAGCUUGCGGUGCAUUGCCUUUGCUCAUAAAAUUUCUGAAGAAGAGAAUGGUGGUCAGGUUCAUGAGAAGCUUGAAGAAAGUGGGCUGACAUUGUUGGGUCUUGUAGGUUUGAAGGAUCCGUGCAGACCUGGAGUUCGAACAGCAGUAGACGCUUGCAGAGCUGCUGGAGUGAAAAUUAAGAUGAUAACCGGUGACAAUGUGCAUACUGCAAAAGCUAUAGCUGUUGAAUGUGGGAUACUGAAACCAGAGGAGGAUCUGGAGGAUGAGUCAGUUGUAGAAGGUGUCCAAUUUCGAAAUUACUCACCUGAAGAGACAAUGGAAAGGAUCGAUAAGAUUCGCGUGAUGGCAAGAUCAUCACCAUUUGAUAAGCUAAAGAUGGUUCAGUACUUGAAGCAGAAAGGCCAUGUGGUUGCAGUGACGGGAGAUGGCACGAAUGAUGCACCUGCCCUAAAGGAAGCAGAUAUUGGGCUUUCAAUGGGGAUCCAAGGCACUGAAGUUGCAAAGGAGAGCUCAGACAUUGUGAUAUUAGAUGAUAACUUCACUUCUGUGGUGACUGUUCUGAGAUGGGGCAGGUGUGUCUAUAACAAUAUUCAAAAGUUCCUUCAGUUCCAGCUCACAGUAAAUGUUGCUGCCCUUGUGAUCAACUUUGUCGCCGCUGUUUCGUCUGGCAAAGUUCCAUUGACUGCUGUCCAGUUGCUGUGGGUGAACCUUAUAAUGGAUACAUUGGGGGCUUUAGCUUUGGCCACUGAACAACCAACCAACGAACUCAUGGACAAGAAACCAGUGGGUCGAACGGAGCCACUCAUAACCAGAGUCAUGUGGAGAAACCUCUUAUCUCAGGCUUUGUAUCAGAUCACCAUCUUGCUGACUCUACAGUUUAAGGGAAGAUCCAUCUUUGGCGUGGAUGAGAAGGUGAAGAAUACCCUUAUCUUCAACACUUUUGUUUUUUGCCAAGUCUUCAAUGAGUUCAAUGCCAGGAACAUGGAGAAGAAGAACAUAUUCAAGGGGUUACUCAAGAACAAGUUGUUCUUAGCAAUAAUUGGCAUCACCGCAGUUCUUCAAAUAGUGAUGGUUGAACUUCUGACGAAGUUUGCAAGUACUAAGAGGCUGAAUUGGGGGCAAUGGGGUGCUUGCAUUGGGAUUGCAGUGAUGUCUUGGCCGAUUGGUUGGCUUGUUAAGUACAUUCCUGUUUCUGGAUAGCAGGUUUCAAGGCAUAUAUAGUUCCUGAAAAAUUGUCAAACAGAUAGAAACAGACUAAUUCUUUUGUUGCUCUUUUACUAUUCAUAUUUUUUUCAGUAGUUUCUCAAAGAGAUUUUCUCAAUCUAGAAUUAGAUAUAUCGGUAAAUGAUGAUGUAACUAGUUAUA
Molecule: messenger RNA, 1938 nt
Organism: Prunus avium (sweet cherry)
Lineage: Eukaryota; Viridiplantae; Streptophyta; Magnoliopsida; Rosales; Rosaceae
Source: RefSeq, a predicted model, not a curated record